AUGUCGUUGCUCGCGCUGCCACAGACGGAUUCGAGCGAAGAGGCCCGAACGUUGCCGCGAGGACCGAAUCGGUCGGAUGCGUUUGCGAAUACAGCAGAGUCGUAUUUCAAAACGCUCAAUACGAUCCAGACCGGGAUCCGAACGAGCAUUGCGCGAGUGAGAGCAGCCAGAAUAUCACCAAAUGCGCUCAGAGCACCAGAGGGCCGGCUAGGCAACUCGCGAUCGCUGGGGGCGAGCAUCCCUCGGGAGACGGCUGGAGAGGCAGGGGAUAGCAGCGCAAGGAGCGCAAGGAGCGAGUUGGGCUUCCAGGAGCUCAAGGUCGAAGCUGCAGCGUGGAUGGGCCUUGCAGAUGCACUGGAAGAGGUCGUGAGGGCGAGCCGGGCGGCUGCUCCAGAAGACCAACUAUCGAUCGGCUAA
This is a messenger RNA of Serendipita indica DSM 11827, 417 nucleotides long. NCBI's taxonomy places the organism in Eukaryota, Fungi, Basidiomycota, Agaricomycetes, Sebacinales, Serendipitaceae. The record is from the annotation of a GenBank genome assembly.